AUGGGUUUCGUAGGGGUAUGCACCGCGGUCUACGAUUACCACCCUCAGAGCACAGGGGAGCUGGAGAUUCGGGAAGGAGAACUGCUAUAUAUCCUGGAGAAAAGCACCGAGGACGACUGGUGGAAAGCAAAGAAGAAGGCCAGUGGAGAUGACGAGGAUGAGCCCGAGGGCUUGAUCCCAAACAAUUAUGUGGAGGACGCAAAGCCCAUUUCGACUGCCAAAGCGCUGUAUGAUUACACAAGGCAAACCGACGAGGAAGUAUCCUUUACGGAAGACGCUGUGCUUGCUGUGUACGAUACCUCUGAUCCCGACUGGACACUGGUCGGCGUAGGUAACGAUUUCGGCUUUGCGCCCGCCAACUACAUAGAGAUUACUACUGGAGCUGCGCCAGAGUCUUCGAGCCCUCCCACACAGCAAUCUCCUCCAUCGACGGUGGAACCCGAUGUGUUCCCUCCUCCCGCCUCUCCGACAAGGUCGGCAGAGGAUCCUGCGGCAAAUCUGGCCCGAGUCCUCGGAGGAGGUGCUGCUUUGCCAGCAGCAGCCCGUCCGCCCGGCCCCCCUCCUCAAGAGUCCACCGCUGAGGUCUCUGACGGCGAGGAGGUUGCUCCUGCGCUGCCGCAAAGGCCCGCGUCCCAAACGAUUGCUCCGCCCUUGGCGCCGAUGCCAUCACACCGCGACCAAGAUUCUCGUGGGGUGCUCCCUUCCCCUCCAUACAAUCGUGCGCUGCCGAGGCCAGAAGAGGACGACGCUCCCAUCCGCUCGCCAGGCGGGUUUCACCUAUAUAAUGUUAAUGAGAUGGUUUCUGCCAUGGGCCGGCGGCGGAAGAUGCCGACCACUUUGGGCAUCAACAUCGCGACCGGUACCAUCAUGCUCUCGCCGGAGAAAUCAAGAGAUGGGCCUUCCCAAGAAUGGACCGCUGACAAGUUGACACACUAUUCGAUCGAGGGCAAGCAUGUUUUCAUGGAGCUGGUUCGGCCAAGCAAGAGCCUGGACCUGCACGCGGGGGCCAAGGACACCGCGGAAGAGAUUGUAGCUGCGCUUGGAGAGAUUGCAGGCGCUCACCGGGCCGAGGGCUUUCGCGAGGUUAUUGAAGCAGCCGCUGGAGGAGGGACUCACAAGAAGGGGCAAGUGCUGUACGACUUCAUGGCUCAAGGUGACGACGAGGUGACGGUUGCCGUGGGUGACGAGGUCAUCAUUUUGGACGACACAAAGUCCGAAGAGUGGUGGAAUGUAAGGCGCGUGAGAAAUGGCAAAGAAGGUGUCGUGCCGAGUAGCUACAUUGAAGUUACCGGCUUCGUCAACGUCGAGCCUCCUUCGCGGACGGGAGUCAAUGCUGGGCUUUCCUCCGUUGAGCAAAACCGGCUUGAAGAGGCGAGGCUCGCAAGAGAGGCAGCUCGUGUCGACAACGCUCAGCAGGACUCUGUUCACGGACGGACUCGCAGCGGAUCUGGCCAUGGCGCGCUCCCUCAGCGCGGUAGCAGCCUUGCUGACGACCAACCACAUCGGAGGGAGCGAAAAGACAAAGACGAUCGAAAAAAGAGCCGGUCGAAGCCUGAUCCUGCCAAGGUCAGGACAUGGACAGAUCACUCCGGAACCUUCAAAGUUGAAGCACAGUUCCUCGGUGUGGCAGAUGGCAAGAUCCACUUGCACAAAGUCAAUGGCGUAAAGAUUGCUGUGCCUGUGACCAAAAUGUCUCCAGAAGAUCUGGAAUAUGUUGAGAAGGUAACCAAUGAGUCGAUCGAAGAAAAUAUUCCAGUGGCUGAUCUGAUCAAGAUGAAGCGUCGGAGUCAAUCGUCUGAACAAGCGAAGUCGAGAAGCGGUGCCAUCUUGGAACCUCGCAGUCCGGAACCACCGAAAGGCCCCGAGUAUGACUGGUUCGAUUUCUUCCUCAAGGCGGGAGUCGGCCCUCACCAGUGCGAGAGAUAUUCACAGGCCAUGAUACGGGACUCGAUGGACGAAACUGUUCUACCUGACAUCACGGCAGAGAAUCUAAGAACGCUGGGAUUGAAAGAAGGGGAUGUUCUCAAAGUCAUGAAAUAUCUUGACCACAAGUUUGGACGAACGCGCAGCCCAGUCGCCAAUGGUACCGGCAAUGACGCUGCCACAGGUGGAAUCUUUUCAGGGCCCGGUGGAACAUUGCACAACAACACCCGCAGAGGCAGGCCUGAAGCGAAUCGACAGACAAACGACGUGGUGGACCCGGAUGCUUUUACCAAAGCCGAAGCCGAUAAAGCGCCACCUGCUGAGGCGAAAGCCACGGUUCUCACAGAGGCACCUCCGAGGGAGCCGACCGCUGGGUUCGACGACGAUGCUUGGACCGUCAAGCCGCCCAGUCAACCCUCUGCAGCUGCACAGCAACCUACAUCCCCGGCGGCCAAACCACCUACAGGUGCAUUGAAGGAAUUGUCCUUACUUGACGCCCCUCUGCAGCCGACGCCAGCUCAGCCUCCUGCACCCCCUGUCAACCAACAACCGAAUCCACAACCUCAGCCCCAACUUCCGACUCAACCUACUUCCCCUCCCACGGUGCCUUCCAUCCAACAGUCGCAGCAGACAGGCGCAACACCUCAGUUUUUCUCCCAAGUUAACCAGAUUCCAGGGCAAGUCCCAGCUCUAGCGACGGGCGUCCAGAACCAGCAAGUCAAUCUACCUCGUCAACGACCGGCUGCGCCACAGCAAAACUUUACUGGCACGUCUUUGCUACCGCCUCCUCCGCGGCCAACGUCGGCUCCCCAGAACCCGCAACAGAAUCAGUUCGGUCUCCAGCCUUUGCAACAGCAAUUGACGGGAGUUCCGCGCACGUCUGCGUUGCAGGCGCCGCCUGGUCAAAGCCUCAACGACCUAUCGCAACAACGGUUGCAGCAGCAAUACCACCAGCAGCAAUUGCAACCUCAAUUGACGGGCGGUCUAACACCUAAUCAGGGUUUCGGGCAAUAUGGCCUUGCACCUCAACCUACCGGCUUCCAAGCACCGCGCCCAUUUAGCCAGUUUGGGCAGCCUUAUCUGAAUGGAAAUGCAACCGGAAGCCCGUUUGCCGAUCCCCGACCGUCUUUCCAGGCUCAGCCUACCGGAAUGUCAUACACACAAGGUCCGCAACCGACCGGCAUCAAUUCCGUCCUCCCACCAGCUCUACAACCACAACCAACCGGGUUCUCCUCUCCACAGCCACAGAUGAAUGGGUUUGGUCAGGGAAUUCAGCCUCAGCCUACAGGUUUCCCUCAAUCUUUCUCCAUUCCCGUCCAACCCACAGGAUUUCAACAGCCGCUGCAGCCACAGCCCACCGGCUUCGGACAGAUGCCCCAGCAAAACAGUCUAGGGGGGUUUCAGCCGCCGCCUGCCCCGCCUGUCCCUCAGUUACCAACUCUUGCACCACUACACCCACAAAAGACUGGACCUGCUCCGCCCGUGAGAUUUGGACUCACCGAAACCAAGAAGCUGACUCCUCAACCAACAGGACGGAGAGCAAAUCUUGCAAAUGCUACGGCUCAAAACCCAUUUGGCUUUUAG
Messenger RNA from Exophiala dermatitidis NIH/UT8656, 3507 nucleotides. RefSeq lists its product as uncharacterized. The record is from RefSeq and is a predicted model, not a curated record. NCBI's taxonomy places the organism in Eukaryota, Fungi, Ascomycota, Eurotiomycetes, Chaetothyriales, Herpotrichiellaceae. The transcript is spliced from 2 exons. Bases 1 to 3507 code for a protein of 1168 amino acids. Gene Ontology annotation, molecular function: identical protein binding; cytoskeletal protein binding; ubiquitin binding.